GUAUCCGAACGAACUAUAACCCUGAACCAGCGCAAAGGAUCGACCCUGGAGGAGAUGUCAGCCCUGGUCGGCUGUCUAACUCAGCACAUAAUGGCUAGGCGGAAUAACCUGGCUCCCCUCAUUCGGGAACUUAGACCAUUACGUACGACGGCCCAGGAAAUCGCACAAAAACACGCCGAAAAGAAGGCCGCCUAUGACUCCUUUUUGGCAAGUCGAGAUUCGCAGACCCUGCGUCUGGAACAGGAAGUGCGUGUUCUGCGAGAGGAGACUCGGGUGGAGGAGUCGCGUUACCAUUACCUCAACGCGGCCCUACGGAUGCUGCGGGUGCAGCAGUUCCGGCUGCAGGAGGAAAUGCGCGGGUACCUGACGACUGGAGCAGGCACCGGAGAUGGCACUAAUACGGGCUUUUGUAAUUCUAGCAAUGCCGCUGGUGGUGCCGCUGGGGGGACGGGGAAGCGUCGGAGUUAUCGGGACAUUUACCUUAGAAAAAUUUCUGAUCUGGAAUCUCAGAUGGCGGCACUUCGAGAACAGCAAAAACAUCUGAAUGAAAAUGAAGCCGCCAAUCUGCGCCAAGUAAAGAUCUGGCGGGAUCUUGUGACCAUCCUCCAGAACAAAAUUGCCAUCCGAAAAGCUGAGGAAGAGAAGAUUGCCUCAGGAGGGGAGUACGCCGACGUUCAGAAGAUAGAGAAAGACCGCCUGCUUUUGUAA
Messenger RNA from Dibothriocephalus latus, 708 nucleotides. NCBI's taxonomy places the organism in Eukaryota, Metazoa, Platyhelminthes, Cestoda, Diphyllobothriidea, Diphyllobothriidae. The record is from the annotation of a GenBank genome assembly.